Molecule: messenger RNA, 1911 nt
Organism: Pelagomonas calceolata
Lineage: Eukaryota; Pelagophyceae; Pelagomonadales; Pelagomonadaceae
Source: the annotation of a GenBank genome assembly
AAGAGAGCACCCUGGGAUCGCGGCCUCGCAGGCAGCCCAGAGCGGGAAUCUGGGCGCCAGCAGUCGCAUAGGUGCAAGGCAUAGUGUGCCACACACGCUGCCCCGUCCUUUGCAUCGCUGCGCUUCAGGCUGCCCAGUAUGGCUACCUUUGACAAGCAGCAACUCCGGAGCCCCGCCACGCCGGCCAAGGAGAGGAUCCCGAUCUACAAGCAGCAACUCCGGAGCCCGGCGACGACGCCGGGCAAGGACAUGAUCCCUACCACGCCGACCAGGGAGAUCACGUGGCAAUCUCAAGCAAUGGCAGCAAUGGUCGCCCGCACACCAACGAACGCGACGCCGCCGCGGAGCCGCAGCGCGCGCCAACGCCACGAGGCGAAAAGCGAGGACGUGGUGGCGCGGACGACGCGGGAACUCGAGCACGCUUCCGGCGAGGUAGCUAGGGCGCUGCGCACGGAACGGGCCGCCGCCUAUGCUUCGACGGGCAAUUUUGAGGAGGCGCUGGCCGACCUCGCCGCGGCGCUCGCGCUCUCCAAGAAUGGCGUCCGGGCGUCUAUUCAUUUCCAGCGAGCUGAGGUCCUCGCAAAGCAAGAGCGUCCAGAGGAAGCGAUACAAGCCUACAGCGCGUGUCUGGCGGAGAAUCCGGCCCACGCGAGGGCGGCAUAUCGUAGGGCUGCCUGUCGGAACCCGCUCGACGCGAGGGCGGCCGAUGACUACGAGGCGGCGCUGGCUCUGGACGCGACUCCCGAUACUGGGGCGCCGUCACCCUCUCUCCAACGACGGCUGUCGUUGCGCUUGGGCGUCGACGCCUAUGCUGCGAAACUCGAAGAGAACGCUGCCAAGGGGCAAUUCCGCGCUCACUUUGACCGGGCAUAUGCGUACGAUGCUGCAAACGACUUGCCGAAUGCGAUCUCGGAAUAUACCGCGGCGAUUGACGUGUUGCCGAGGCAUGCGCUAGCCUGGUACAAUCGAGGUAUCUGCCGCCAGCGGCAAGGCGACGCCGCGGCGGCCCUCGACGACUUCACGCAUGCCAUACAGAGGGCCGAGGCGAGCAAGAACUACCCCAUCGCGGACUUCUACCACAAUAGGGCAUUUUGCAAGCGCAAGCUUGCUGAUUUCAGUGGUGCGAUCGACGACUACUCGUCGGCACUCACACGGGACCCGAGUCACUUCAAGGCUUUGUAUAAUCGGGCGUUCUGCCUGGACGCAUUGGGCCAACGUGAGGCUGCCCUUUGUGACUACGAAGCUGCCCUCGUCGUCGAGCCGGGACACGCGUCGGCGCUCCACAACAAAGGUGUUGUGUUGGAGAAAUUAGGGCGACUCGAGGACGCCGUCGAAGCGUUCGACGCGGCUGUCGACUGCGGUCUGGUGCCGGGCGCAGAUUAUCACCACGCGCGCGGCACGAACGCACGUCACCGCGGCGACCACGCGGCGGCGGUCGCGGCGUUUUCGGCGGCGCUCAAGCUGGACCCGCACCACCGGACCGCCCGAGCGAACCGCGCCUACGCCCGCCGCAAAAUCGGGGAUUUCGUGGGCGCGCGACGGGACUACGGAAAGGCUCUUGCCGACGCGCCGACGGCCAAGUUGUACAACGCCCGCGCCUACUGCUCCGCGAAGCUGGAGAAAUUCGACGCGGCGGUCGCGGAUUAUACGGAAGCGCUCCGGCUUGAUCCGGCGAACGCCCACGCGCUGCACAACCGCGGCAUCUCGUAUGAUCGCCUGGGCCGCGACGACGAGGCCGCGCGCGACUUCGAGCGGGCGCUCGAGAUCGAGGGUCAAUGAUGUUGCUUUGCUUAGAGCUAGGCCGCAGCUACCAAGCCGCCGGCCGCCUCCCAAGCUGGAUGUUAAGUUAAUCUGUUGGUUAGGACUAGUGCGCGGCUACGGACGCGGGUGGAUGGAGCGGCGGCGUUGUUC